Messenger RNA from Daldinia loculata, 2632 nucleotides. RefSeq names its product phosphoserine phosphatase serb. Lineage: Eukaryota; Fungi; Ascomycota; Sordariomycetes; Xylariales; Hypoxylaceae. Gene Ontology annotation, cellular component: cytoplasm. Gene Ontology annotation, molecular function: L-phosphoserine phosphatase activity; magnesium ion binding. Gene Ontology annotation, biological process: L-serine biosynthetic process; dephosphorylation. Bases 730 to 2145 code for a protein of 471 amino acids. The transcript has a single exon. The record is from RefSeq and is a predicted model, not a curated record.
GGCGAUAUUGCAUCUAGACCCUGAGAGAUCUGGGGAAUAAGGGGUGCUUACAUAUGUAAUACAUACGGCUGGAUUAAUAUAUAUUAUAAUAUACAGCACACGCGAUCCCCCUCCAUUUUUAUUUAUAUGUUCUUCUGUCCAACUCCUGAGCAAAAGAUUUGUUGAAAUGCUUAAAUACCUGAAGCGCUACACAAGUGCUCUAAGACAACUUGGGUAUAAGUAGUCUGGGGAGGUAGUGAGUGCACAGACUAUGUACUUCCUACUUACAUAAAAUAGCAUCAUCGUGUUCAACUUUACGGCAGUUCUUCGGCUAGCUGACUCAGCACUUGCGAAGUGGCAGUUAAAACCACCAUGUGUACUUCGUACCUCACGGAGCGCGCCGAGGUACUUUCACCUUUCUUCACCUCAACUGACCAAUCAUAUACUUCAUACAGACCCAGCCAUCAGGAACGGGUCAAGCACAGGGUCAAGCACAGGGUCAAGCACAGGGUCAAGCACACGCGCCUUACGCUAAGCUAAAGCCCAGGUGAGAAAAAAAUACCCCGCGCAAUUUGUGAACUUCAUUACUUGCGAAAUAUAGAGCCUCAACGUUAGGUAUCAUUUCCCUACUCGCCUAAGAAUUACUCAUAGAGAACCUUAUACCUAAUCCCACAAGUGCAAGUUCAUUCCUUAUACAAUAAAGUGCCUCAUCUAUUAGUGAUCCUAUAUUCCCCCCUCUAUAAAUCCGUCAUGGCCGCCGACGAUAGCCCCACGAAGCAGAACUCGGGUCGGCCGCAGUUGUCUUCUAUGAGGACUAGUUCAUAUCUCAAAGAGCAUCAGCAGUACCGUCCUCCUAAGCAUCUGGAUAGUCAUUUCGGUAUAGACACCGUCGUCGAAGAUUUGCAAAGCCAUAGAAUUUCUCCUCCCAAAUCAUUCAGCCCCUUUAAUGGUGUGCCCUCCAAGGAUGAGCCGCCGCGUAUUGUUGAAGGCGCUAGCCACGACUUCACCCAUCCUAACUGUGCUCCGCCCAGAGGCACCAAAAUAGAUCGACUUGUCGCCACUUUGAUCUAUAAGUCUACGUCGUCACGUACUGCGGUCCCUUCUCCGAGACUUGCCUCGUCCAGCUUCGACAUUCCCACAAACCUCGCACCAACUACCAACAUUGAGUCAUUUCCUCUAGAACCUCCAGACGCCGCCGAACCCGAGCCUCUCGAUCAUCUUUAUGGCUCCUACAUAUCCCCAAUAUGUAUUACAUCUUUUCUCCAUUUGAUGUCCACCUUCCCCCUACCUCAAGGGGUUAGCGAGGCUACAUCGUCUCAUCGUUGUCUCGACGAUCGGGAGCACCCCCUCGUCGUCGAGUUGACUUUGUCCCCGGUUCCGUGCCCCAACUAUCUCCCCUUAUCAGACCUGCGGAGGCACGAGCUUAUCUACCGAUUCGAGAGGGAAUGGAACGUCGAUGUCGUAUUGCAACAUGACACACUUUGGCGGCGAUAUCCGCGUCUGGUCGUUUUCGACAUGGACAGCACUUUAAUCACGCAGGAGGUCAUUGAUCUACUCGCCGCGGCCAUCACGGAUCCUCCGGAUCUGGCCGCUAAAGUUGCCGACAUCACAAGUCGGGCCAUGCAUGGGGAGCUGGAAUUUGACGCCGCGUUCCGAGAACGAGUUGCUCUGCUCAAGGGGCUCCCAGCCACGAUAUUCGAGCAGUUGCGUCCAGCGUUAAACGUUACCAAGGGAGUCCCUGAAUUGCUGAGAGCAUUCAAGAGACUGGGCGUCAAGACUGCUGUGCUGUCUGGCGGUUUCAUCCCGUUGACUAGCUGGCUGGCUGGCGAGCUUGGAAUUGACUAUGCAUAUGCGAAUGAGGUUGUAAUCGAUGACUCUGGGCGUUUGACUGGCGAAGUCCAGGGACGCAUCGUAGGUAGAGAACGGAAACAGGAACUCCUCCUCGAGAUUGCUAAGAAGGAAGGAGUCGCACUUGAACAAGUAGUAGCAGUUGGCGACGGUGCCAAUGACUUGUUGAUGCUCGACACGGCUGGCCUGGGUGUGGCAUGGAACGCAAAGCCGAUGGUUCAGCUGGAGGCUAAUGCUCGUCUCAACAGCGAGAGCUUAGUCGAUUUGCUAUACAUAUUUGGACUUACGAGCCAAGAGGUGGAUUUGCUGACCGCGUAACCCUAUAAGAUAGGUACGUCUGCUAUAUAACUACUCUUCUACUUCGUAUACAUAUAUAGAUUUGGCCUGGCCUGGCCUGGCCUGAUGCCACCUAAAAUGCCUGGGAAAUCGGAAAGGGGGCUAGGGGACCAUUCCAUUUCAACGACUUUAUCACGAUGGAGAGAUGACCAGAAAAUUAUCAGUUCGGAUAUCCAACGGCCUUUGAACGGGACUAAGAGUAUCGUUUGUAGGAGUGAUGUAGGUUUUACUAUUAUCACAUUCGUUGAUUCCUAAGUCUAGUUCGCCAGAGAAUGCCGUAUGUAAAUGACCUAGACUAAGCUGGGAGUUACACAUAACGAAACAGAUAUAUCAAAUUCAACUAUACGUAAACAAAUUGGAAUAGUGGAGUUAACUCUUCAGCUCAACAGACGGAUUGGUGACUUUGGUGAUAAAUAAUAAUAGCUGUCCUAAUGCUUGACCUAGGUUAUGUACAGUCAAUCUAGAAAUG